This is a messenger RNA of Lacerta agilis (Sand lizard), 576 nucleotides long. Its product is annotated as 16 kDa beta-galactoside-binding lectin-like. The record is from RefSeq and is a predicted model, not a curated record. The transcript is spliced from 4 exons. NCBI's taxonomy places the organism in Eukaryota, Metazoa, Chordata, Lepidosauria, Squamata, Lacertidae. Bases 92 to 499 code for a protein of 135 amino acids. Gene Ontology annotation, molecular function: laminin binding; carbohydrate binding.
UGACUCCUUUCUCUGAGUCACAGAGCUGAGAAUAGAGGGAAGAGAGCCUUUCUGGCUUUAUUCACUGGCUGGACCCAAGCAAGACGGCAUCAUGGAGUGUAGACUGGUUGUUACUUAUCUGGACCUUCAGCAUGGAGAGACGCUUAAGAUGAAGGGGAAGAUCUUGCCCGAUUGCAAAGAAUUUGCUGUGGAUCUAGGCCAAGACAGCGACCAUAUCGCCCUUCACUUCAACCCGCGUUUUGACUGCAAGGGGGAUGUGAACACCAUUGUGUGCAAUUCUAAGGAGAAUGGGGAAUGGGGAGAAGAGCAGAGAGAAACCAACUUCCCUUUUGAGCAGGACGGCAAUGUUGAGCUUUCGUUCACCUUUCUUCCCGAUGAGAUCAAGGUGCUUGUGGCAGAGGGCCAUGAAAUCUCCAUCCUCAACCGGCUGGGCCUGAAGACCAUCGAUUACCUUGCGGUGAAAGGAGACUUCAAGCUCCAAGUCCUCAAAUUUCCCUAAACUAGACCUCCUUCCCCGUCGCCUUGUUACAUGGCUGAACAAAACUCAGCUGUGUUCUUCCAAAAAAAAAAAAAAAA